Calliphora vicina (urban bluebottle blowfly) is the source of this 629-nucleotide messenger RNA. RefSeq names its product INO80 complex subunit C. Gene Ontology annotation, biological process: chromatin remodeling. The transcript has 2 exons. The record is from RefSeq and is a predicted model, not a curated record. Lineage: Eukaryota; Metazoa; Arthropoda; Insecta; Diptera; Calliphoridae. Gene Ontology annotation, cellular component: Ino80 complex. The coding region runs from base 39 to 530 and encodes 163 amino acids.
UUUCUGUACAAAAAAUAAUUAUUACAUAUUGUGUGAAAAUGUCGGAAGAAAUACCCAGUAAAAAAUUAAAAACUGAAGAGAAUGAUGCUGAAAUAAAAUCAGAAGAUUUGAUGAGCAUUGCUUGUGUAAAUGAAGAGAAUUCCAAAGAGACAACUAAUUUGCCCACAUCUAAUACAGUUGCUGUAGUGCCAGAACCACGACCAAAACUAACUUUUAAAAAUCCCAAAUUUAGUUAUAUUGAGCCAGGAGGUAAAAAAUUUAUUUGGAAAUCGCUUAAACAAAUAGUAACGCAAGAAAAAUCAUUGCCAUGGCCUGAAGAUGUGGUUUUGUAUAAUUCCCUUAAUGCUCCUCCGUCUUUAAAACCUGCUAAAAAAUAUUCAGAUAUUUCCGGCUUAGAAGCCCCAUACACAGAUCCACAAACCAAGUUACAUUAUCACAAUGCUGAAGAAUUCCGUAUUAUAAGAACCUUGCCAUCGGACAUCAUUCAGGGUUAUUUAGCUUUAAGAGGCGCCACAAAUAUCGUGGGCUAAUGUCAGCAUUAUUUUAAGGAUAUACAAAAUUAUUUAUUAGUUAAAAUGUUUUACAUUCAUUCGAAAUCGAUAUAACAAUAUAUUUUUUUUUAUAAUUGA